GCUCGCGGCUCUGGGGGCUCGGCUCGGCCGCGGCUCCGUGCACUUGGGCGCGAGCUGGAACGUGGAACGGAGCUCCGGUCCCCCGCGCAGCCACCGCGAUGAGAGGCGCUCGCGGCGCCUGGGAUCUGCUCGGCGUCCUGCUCCUGCUGCUCCGCGUCCAGACAGGCUCUCCACAACCAUCUGUGAGUCCACAGGAACCAUCUCCUCCAUCCAUCCAGCCAGCGCAAUCAGAGUUAAUAGUUGGUGUUGGUGACGAGAUUCGGCUGCUCUGCACCGAUCCUGGAUUUGUCAAGUGGACUUUUGCAUCCCUGGAUGUGCUGAAUGAGAAUACUCAGAGUGAAUGGCUUAUAGACAGCGCUGAGGCCCCCAAUACGGGCAAUUACACCUGCAUCAAUGAAGCUGGCCUUAGCAGCUCUAUUUAUGUGUUUGUGAAAGAUCCUGACAAGCUCUUCAUCAAAUCUGACCGCCCAUUGUUUGGCAAAGAAGAUGAGGACACGCUGGUCCUUUGUCUGCCGACCAACCCAGAGGUGACUGACUUCUCGCUCACAGGCUGCUCGGGGCAGUCCCUUCCUAACAACUUGAAGUUUGUGGCCAACCCCAAGGCGGGCAUCACCAUUCACAACGUGAAGCGGGAGUACGAUCGGCUCUGCCUGCACUGCUCUGCCAUCCACGAGGGCAAAAAAGUGCUCUCCCCAAAAUUCACCCUGAAAGUGAGGGCAGCCAUCAAAGCUGUGCCCAUUGUGACUGUCUCCAAACCAAGCCAACUUCUUCGGGAAGGGGAAGAAUUUACAGUGACUUGCUGGAUACAGGAUGUGUCUAGUUUCGUGGAAUCAAUGUGGAUAAAGAACAGUCAGCAGACGAAAGCACAGGUACAGAGUAAUAGCUGGCACCAGGACAACUUCAAAUUUGUACGUCAGGAAAAGUUGACUAUCAGCUCAGCAAGAGUUAAUGAUUCUGGAGUGUUCAUGUGUUAUGCCAAUAAUACUUUUGGAUCCGCAAAUGUCACAACAACCUUGGAAGUCGUAGAUAAAGGAUUCAUUAAUAUCUUCCCCAUGAUGAACACCACCGUGUUUGUAAACAAUGGCGAAAAUGUCGAUCUGAUUGUUGAAUAUGAAUCCUACCCCAAACCUGAGCACCGGCAGUGGCUGUACAUGAACAGAACCUUCGCCGACAAGUCGGAUGGUUACCCCAAGUCAGAGAACGACAGUAAUAUCCGAUAUGUCAAUGAACUUCACCUAACCAGAUUAAAAGCCACCGAAGGAGGCACGUACACGUUUCUCGUGUCCAAUGCCGAAGUUGUUUCUUCCGUGACAUUUAACGUCUAUGUGAACACCAAACCAAGCAUCCGGAAGCACGAGCAGCUGAACAGCGUGUUCCUGUGCGAGGCAGAAGGCUUCCCAGAGCCCACCAUCGAUUGGUACUUUUGUCCCCUAUCUGAGCAGAGAUGCGCUGCUCCCACGGGGUUCGUGGACGUGAAGAUCCAAAACUCAUCCAUGUCACCGUUUGGAAUGCUUGUGGUUCAGAGUUCCAUCGACUUCAGCGCCUUCAAGCACAAUGGCACAGUAGAGUGUAGGGCUCACAACGAUGUGGGGGAGAGCGCUGCCUCUUUUAACUUUGCACUUAAAGGUAACAACAAAGAAGAAAUCCAUCCCCACACCCUGUUCACGCCUCUGCUGAUUGGUUUUGUGGUUGCGGCCGGAAUAAUGUGCAUCAUUGUGAUGAUUCUUACCUACAAAUAUUUGCAGAAACCGAUGUAUGAAGUCCAGUGGAAGGUUGUGGAGGAGAUCAAUGGAAACAAUUAUGUUUACAUAGACCCAACGCAGCUUCCUUAUGAUCACAAAUGGGAGUUUCCCAGAAACAGGCUGAGUUUUGGGAAAACCUUGGGUGCCGGAGCCUUUGGGAAGGUGGUCGAGGCCACUGCAUAUGGCCUGAUUAAAUCUGAUGCAGCCAUGACUGUCGCAGUGAAGAUGCUCAAACCAAGUGCCCACCUAACUGAACGAGAAGCCCUCAUGUCAGAACUCAAAGUCUUGAGCUACCUGGGAAAUCACAUGAACAUUGUCAAUCUCCUUGGCGCAUGCACCAUCGGAGGUCCCACCUUGGUCAUUACAGAAUACUGUUGCUAUGGUGAUCUUUUGAAUUUUCUGAGAAGAAAACGCGAUUCAUUUAUUUGCUCUAAGCAGGAAGAUCACGCAGACGCCGCACUUUAUAAGAACCUUCUGCAUUCAAAGGAGCCUUCCUGCAAUGACAGUACUAAUGAAUACAUGGACAUGAAACCCGGAGUUUCUUAUGUUGUCCCAACUAAGACUGACAAAAGGAGAUCUGCACGAAUAGGCUCCUACAUCGAGAGAGAGGUGGGGCCUGCAGUCUUGGAAGACGAUGAGCUGGCCCUGGACCUGGAAGACUUGCUAAGCUUUUCUUACCAAGUGGCAAAGGGCAUGGCGUUCCUUGCCUCAAAGAAUUGUAUUCACAGAGACUUGGCAGCCAGAAAUAUCCUUCUUACUCACGGUCGAAUCACGAAGAUUUGUGAUUUUGGUCUAGCUAGAGACAUCAAGAAUGAUUCUAAUUAUGUGGUCAAAGGAAACGCUCGGCUGCCUGUGAAGUGGAUGGCACCCGAAAGCAUUUUCAACUGUGUGUACACGUUUGAAAGUGAUGUCUGGUCCUAUGGGAUUUUUCUGUGGGAGCUGUUCUCUUUAGGGAGCAGCCCCUACCCAGGAAUGCCUGUGGAUUCUAAGUUCUACAAGAUGAUCAAAGAAGGUUUCCGAAUGCUGAGCCCCGAGCAUGCACCUGCUGAAAUGUACGAUAUAAUGAAGACUUGCUGGGAUGCCGACCCCCUCAAGAGGCCCACCUUCAAGCAGAUCGUUCAGCUCAUUGAGAAGCAGAUUUCAGACAGCACCAACCAUAUCUACUCCAACCUGUCGAGCAGCACCCCCAACCCCGAGAGGGCGGUGGUGGACCAUUCGGUGCGGAUCAAUUCCGUGGGAAGCAGCGCCUCUUCUACCCAGCCUCUGCUUGUGCACGAAGACGUGUGAAAGGAGCGAGCACUUGGGGGCCAGGGGGCAUCUCUGCACACCAGGAAGUGCCCCACCCCCCCUUCUUUUGCAUUCUGUAAUGAUUGUUAUGUUUUCCUUCAACUUGCAUCCUGCUCCCAGGUAGUGGACACCCAGGGUCCUCAGUCUUGGACAAGCACUUUUGAGUGACCUUUUUUAUUUCCACUUCUUUUGUGUUUUGUCAUUCGCCGCCCUCUUGUUGCAAGAGCCGAACUGCCUACAUUCCCGCUUGCCAAGUAGCCCUGCUGAAGGGACAAGUAGAUGACUUGGAGAAGGGGAAG
Molecule: messenger RNA, 3328 nt
Organism: Sorex fumeus (smoky shrew)
Lineage: Eukaryota; Metazoa; Chordata; Mammalia; Eulipotyphla; Soricidae
Gene: KIT
Product: KIT proto-oncogene, receptor tyrosine kinase
Exons: 21
Coding region: 99-3029 (976 amino acids)
Biological process (GO): positive regulation of receptor signaling pathway via JAK-STAT; Kit signaling pathway; positive regulation of cell migration
Cellular component (GO): signaling receptor complex
Molecular function (GO): transmembrane receptor protein tyrosine kinase activity; ATP binding; cytokine binding
Source: RefSeq, a predicted model, not a curated record